AUGCCCUUGUCUCACACCCCCUUGGCAUUUACACAGAUUCCACCGCAUUUCCUAGGGCUACUCAAGAUCAACAAUCGAACUGGGAGUGGCCCAGGCCAGGCCGCACGCGAGAGAGUGGUCGACUCGUACGAAGAAACGUGGGCAAGCCUCAGUACCACCGAGCGCACUUCGGCCCGGGACACUGAGAGAUACCUGGUGUGGAUGCCGACCAUGUAUGGCAAGAAUGUUCGGUACAGCUGGAUGGUGAUGGAUGAGAUUGGUCAGCGACCGCAGAGAGAACCGCGAUCUCCACUUGAAGAAUGGGAAGAGCAACUUCAGCACUUUAAAGCUUUCGACUCUGUUAACAAUACCGACAUCUCCGUCGAGCCGUCGCCGAGGGACUCUGAAGAAGCUUGUGGUGUGAGGUCGAUGCCUUCGGUACUUAAACCGGCACGAGGGAGACCUAUAUUGUCCAAGACGAAUGCUCAAAGCGACAAGACGGCCGGUGUCCCUCCGUCAUUUCGCAUGCCUUCCAAGCCAUACAUGGUCUUCUUGACCGGACAAGCAUUGGUCGGGGAUAUAGAAAUCAGACCGUUGUCGAUCAGGAGCGUUUCAGGUAAUCGCGCGGCAGGUGCCGAACGAACAACCGAAAGUGAUACCACACAAGAGGCCGGGGAGGGCUCGCCACACGCAGUGCGAUGCGAAAGUGAAGGCCCAGCAGCAUCCAGCAGGCCAAAGAUCAGGACCGACACCUCGAUUCCAACUGCAGCAGACUUUUCCCCGUCCAAGUUUGACUAUGGGGCUUCCCCUACAAUUUUAGAAUACUACUACAAGACUGUAUUUGCGGCCGUUGAGGGGAAGGAGGGAGGGGAUAAUUCAACCCCUGAUGUCACGCCGAAUAAAGCACCUGCCGCAAUCGAAAGUACACAGCAAGAGGCGGUAUUGCAGAAAAGACUUGAGGAUUGCAGAGUCUUGCCCUUGGCGACGGUACCUCAAUCUGGCAACGUCGAAAUCAAGACCCAUUGAGCAAAGAGUCAGAUGGUUAGUGAUAGUAGCGGGAAGAGCAGCGUUACUUGUGGUUCUCAGUUCCACCUAUAAUAAGGCAUUCCUCUCUUACAUGAACUCUUAUCUUCUUUACCUUGAUCCCAAGAAUAUUUUGAAUGGCAAAACCUCGAAAGAUGUGG
Pyricularia oryzae 70-15 is the source of this 1163-nucleotide messenger RNA. RefSeq lists its product as uncharacterized. NCBI's taxonomy places the organism in Eukaryota, Fungi, Ascomycota, Sordariomycetes, Magnaporthales, Pyriculariaceae. The transcript is spliced from 2 exons. The coding region runs from base 1 to 1005 and encodes 334 amino acids. The record is from RefSeq and is a predicted model, not a curated record.